AGUAUCUUAUUUUGUGAUUGUCCCGGUUAUUUUUUUUUCAUUUAAAAUAUUUUUAUUCUUCUUUUCUUUUGUAAAUUGUUUGCUUUAUUUUUAAUUAUCUUCUGAUAUGGAAGAACGCGAAGAUGUAAUAGAUAAAAUGAAAGAAAGAUUGGAUGACUGCCGUCUAUGUUUCAGCUCUACAAAUGUUACAGUUCAUAUAGGGCAGCAUUUGGAAAAAAAUACAUCAAUUGUCGAAAAAAUUCAAUACUGUACUUCAUUAAUCGUGAAAGUGGGUGAUAAUUUUCCUCAAAAUAUUUGUACAACUUGUGCUGAAAACUUAGAUUUUAUCUACAACUUUAAAAGUAAAGCAAUAGCUUGUGAUCUGGAAUUAUCAAGGAACGUCCACAAAGACAUACAUUUUACUUAUAUUCAAGUAUCAGAUGAUCCAUUAAAUAUUACUUACAAAUUAGACUUAGAAGAACAAGAUUCUUCAGCUGAUCUAUUUGAUAGUUGCUUAUAUAACAUAGUGGAUGGUGAUGAACUAACGAUUKAACCGGUCAAUGUUACAAUUGAUACAAAUAGCAAAAAUACUGUGCACAUUGACGAGAAUACAAGUACUAUUAAAGAAAUCAUAAAUAAUGAUAACAAUGAGUCGGAUAUUAUUACUAAAAAACUGAAUGGAAAUUCGAACAACUAUCAAGGUUCAAAAACUAACGAUCAAAAGAAAAGUACAUCAGUUAAUUUAAAACGUAGCUUAGAUAAUUCUUUAUUUGAAAGUCAAAAACAUAAAUCAAAAAAAAUAAAGAAUGAAAAUGAAAUGGACAAUGAAAAACCAUUGGUUAUUGUUAAAAAUGGAAAAGUUGUAUUUAUUUGCGGUGAAUGUAAUUUUGAAGCAGAAUCUAUGAUGUUCCUAGUUAGUCAUCGAGCUCGCUUUCAUUUAGAUAUAGGUAGUUUUAAGUGUUCAGAAUGUCCAACUCAUUACAAAACUUCAGGAUUGCUUAAGCGACACAUUUCAAUGCAUCAUAAUGUUACCCAUAUCUGUAAAUAUUGUGAGAAAAGAUUUUCGAACAAACAAAGUCUUGAUCGUCAUACCAAUUGCCAUCAUAAUGAAACUCCAUUAGAGUUUCAAUGUGUCACCUGCAAUGCUUAUUUUGAUACCUUGGACAAAAUGGAAGAUCAUUUAGUUGUACAUUAUACAAGUCCUUCAAAUUCAUUUAGCUGUAAUCAUUGUGAUCGUAUAUUUACAACAUACGCUGCAAAAAACAAACAUAUUGAUCUGGAGCAUAUGAUUGAAAUUGAGUGUGGCAUUUGCCAUGUUGUUUUACCAACUAAAGAAGCUAUGGAUAAACAUAAUAAUUCUGUACAUCAACCUAAAAAAAAGGAAAACAAAAUGUAUGAGUGCACUACAUGUGGAAAAUAUUUUUCUGGUAUUAAAGAAGUUUUAAGUCAUAGAGAAACUCAUUUAUCCAAAAAAGUAUAGUUUAAUAUUAGCUUGAUAUUAUUAUUAUUAUUUUAUUUUUUAUUUUUUAUUUUUUAAU
This is a messenger RNA of Diuraphis noxia (Russian wheat aphid), 1517 nucleotides long. RefSeq lists its product as uncharacterized. NCBI's taxonomy places the organism in Eukaryota, Metazoa, Arthropoda, Insecta, Hemiptera, Aphididae. The record is from RefSeq and is a predicted model, not a curated record. Gene Ontology annotation, molecular function: zinc ion binding. Gene Ontology annotation, cellular component: nucleus.